AAGAUUCUAUUCUCCACGAAUCAUCAUCUGAUAUUUCUUCCAAUAUUCAUACAUACUCGUCCGAGCCUAAAUCGUCGGAAAAUAAAGAGAUCGAUGAAUUCCUGGAUUUGAAAAGUAAGGAAGGAGUUAGUAGCGAGAUAAAGCAACGCAAUAGGGAGAAGAAGCUUCAACGUGAAUCAGCUGAAGACCAAUCCCUAAACUUAAUUUCAGAUACUUCUAUCUCUCCCGAGCAAAAUCAUGUAAGCGGAAAAGAAAAAUGCCAAGAAAUUUCCGUCACGAACUUACGUGACGAUCGACAAGAAAAAUGCCAAGAAAUUUCUGUCACUGAUGAUCGGCAAAAUGAAACUAUGGAACCCGAUGAAAUUGAACCCACUAAAAGUCAGUAUAUAGAACAAGGAUUAAUAAAAGAAUUACUCAGUGACAUCUCCAUCAUAUCGUCAGUUAUAAUCCCAGAAUAUCGACCAUUUCAAAUCACAACACAAAGCUUAACAUCAUAUACCUCUAAUUCGAGAGAUGAGAUAAGCGAGAAAGUCAAGUCUUUACCGGAAACUGCAAAACUCAGAUAA
This is a messenger RNA of Acaulospora morrowiae, 566 nucleotides long. The record is from the annotation of a GenBank genome assembly. Lineage: Eukaryota; Fungi; Glomeromycota; Glomeromycetes; Diversisporales; Acaulosporaceae.